AUGAGCUCGCGGGUGCGAGAUUUCGGCUCCACGGCUAGGCCGCGACUGGCCCCCUCUUUGCCUCGGCAGCUGGUACAGGACGAGAACGUGCGCGGGGUGAUCACCAUGAACGAGGAGUACGAGACGAGGUUUCUGUGCAACUCCUCGAAGGAGUGGAAAAAAGUUGGAGUUGAGCAGCUGCGGCUCAGCACAGUCGACAUGACUGGAAUCCCAACCUUGGUUAACCUCCGCAGAGGAGUCCAGUUUGUUCUCAAGUACCAGUCGCGGGGUCAGAGUGUCUACGUGCAUUGUAAAGCUGGGCGCUCCAGGAGCGCUACUAUGGUGGCAGCGUACCUGAUUCAGGUGAACAACUGGAGUCCAGAGGAGGCUGUAAAAGCUAUCAGCAAGAUCCGGUCACACAUCCACAUCAGACCCGGCCAGAUGGAAGUUCUCAAAGAGUUCCACAAGGAGAUUACUGCAAAGGCAGCGAAGGGGGGAACUUAUCACACAUCACAGACAUGAAACACAUGCAAAGAAAGAAGACAAUCCUGCUUGCUACAGAAAAAGUUGUUAACAGGACCGUGGGAGCUUAAGCUCAGACUUGACAUUGCAGAAGUUGCUAAGUAACGGAUAAUUGUCCUCCCUUGUCUUGUUUCAUUUUUCUGAAAUAACACUGUUGUGUGGUUAGAAAAGAUUAGCGUGGCUUCACUUCAUCGGGUAUAAAGAGGUAGGGAAACGACUUAUUAAAUAGGGUCAAAUAAAUCUAUUGCACACCUACCAUGGUUCAUAAUGGUAUUUAGCACCAUAAUUAAAAGCAUGCAACACCAGGAAAAGAGAGGGGGCAUGCUUGGCUUUGGCUUGCUGCCCGCGUGCCAGCUA
Molecule: messenger RNA, 858 nt
Organism: Condylura cristata (star-nosed mole)
Lineage: Eukaryota; Metazoa; Chordata; Mammalia; Eulipotyphla; Talpidae
Gene: PTPMT1
Product: protein tyrosine phosphatase, mitochondrial 1
Exons: 4
Coding region: 1-501 (166 amino acids)
Biological process (GO): protein dephosphorylation
Molecular function (GO): phosphatidylglycerophosphatase activity; protein tyrosine/serine/threonine phosphatase activity; phosphatidylinositol-4,5-bisphosphate 5-phosphatase activity
Source: RefSeq, a predicted model, not a curated record